Prunus armeniaca (apricot) is the source of this 1839-nucleotide messenger RNA. The record is from the annotation of a GenBank genome assembly. NCBI's taxonomy places the organism in Eukaryota, Viridiplantae, Streptophyta, Magnoliopsida, Rosales, Rosaceae.
AUGAAAUCUAAGCAUAAUUCUUCAGGAAACAGAACAAGAAGCACGAUAUCUAUAUUCGUUGUUAUUGCUCUGUGUUGUCUCUUCUACCUUCUUGGAGCGUGGCAAAAGAGUGGUUUUGGAAAAGGAGAUAGCAUAGCAUUUCCAGUCACCAAGCAGACAGAUUGCAGCAAUGUCUUUACUGAUUUGAACUUUGAAACACAUCACAACAUUGAGGAGAUAGUUGAACCCUCUGAACCUAAAGCCAAAGAGUUCAAGCCUUGUGAUGUUAAGUAUGCUGAUUAUACUCCUUGUCAAGAGCAAGACCGAGCAAUGAAAUUCCCGAGGGAAAAUAUGAUAUACAGGGAAAGGCAUUGUCCACCAGAAGAGGAAAAAUUGCAUUGUCUUAUUCCAGCACGGAAAGGAUAUAUGACUCCUUUCCCCUGGCCUAAAGGCCGUGACUAUGUCCACUAUGCCAAUGUCCCUUAUAAAAGCCUGACAGUUGAGAAAGCUGUUCAGAACUGGGUGCAGUUUCAGGGAAAUGUUUUCAAAUUUCCAGGUGGAGGAACAAUGUUCCCCCAAGGCGCUGGUGCAUAUAUUGACGAACUUGCAUCUGUUAUUCCGAUUUCAGAUGGCUCUGUCAGGACAGCGUUGGAUACUGGUUGUGGUGUUGCAAGUUGGGGUGCAUACUUGCUAAAGAGAAAUGUAUUAGCCAUGUCCUUUGCACCACGGGAUAAUCAUGAAGCACAAGUGCAGUUUGCAUUGGAGCGAGGUGUACCUGCUGUUAUCGGUGUGCUUGGAUCAAUUCGUCUUCCAUACCCAUCUAGGGCCUUUGAUAUGGCUCAGUGCUCUCGGUGUUUAAUUCCAUGGACUGCAAAUGAUGGGAUGUAUCUAAAAGAAGUUGAUCGGGUCCUCAGACCUGGUGGAUAUUGGAUCUUGUCUGGACCUCCAAUUAAUUGGAAGACAUACUACAAAACGUGGAAGCGGUCUAAGGAGGAUGUCCAGACAGAGCAAAGACAGAUUGAAGCACUAGCUGAAAGUCUUUGCUGGGAGAAAAAGUAUGAGAAAGGAGAUAUGGCUAUUUGGAAGAAAAAAGUUAAUACAAAAUCCUGCAAAAGCAAGUCUGUCAAUGUAUGCCAGACAGAGGAUGCUGAUGAUGUCUGGUACAAGAAAAUGGACACAUGCGUAACCCCCUCUCCUGAGGUAACCAAUGCAAAUGAUGUAGCAGUGGGGGCAUUGAAGUUUCCUGCGAGGCUUUAUGCAGUCCCUCCUCGAAUAGCUAAUGGUUUAGUUGACGGAGUUACUACUGAAUCUUACCAAGAGGAUAAUAAACUUUGGAAAAAGCAUGUAAAUACUUACAAAAGAAUCAACAACUUGAUUGGCACUACCAGAUAUCGGAAUGUCAUGGAUAUGAAUGCAGGCCUUGGAGGAUUUGCAGCAGCCCUUGAAUCACGAAAAUCUUGGGUUAUGAAUGUGGUGCCUACAAUUGCAAAGAACACUUUGGGUGUUAUUUAUGAGAGAGGUCUCAUUGGCAUUUAUCAUGACUGGUGUGAAGGCUUCUCCACGUACCCAAGGUCGUAUGACCUUAUUCAUGCUAGUGGGGUGUUCAGCUUGUACAAGAACGAGUGCAAUCUGGAAGACAUCCUUCUGGAGAUGGACCGCAUCUUGCGGCCUGAAGGUACCGUCAUCUUCAGGGAUGAAGUUGAUGUCCUGAACAAGGUUAGGAAGAUCGUCGGGGGCAUGAGAUGGGAUGCCAAAAUUGUGGAUCAUGAGGAUGGCCCCCUUGUGCCAGAGAAGAUAUUGGUUGUCGUUAAACAGUACUGGGUUGCCGGCAGUGGAAACAGCACAUCCAAUGAUCAGUAA